Drosophila montana is the source of this 713-nucleotide messenger RNA. RefSeq lists its product as uncharacterized. The transcript has a single exon. The record is from RefSeq and is a predicted model, not a curated record. The coding region runs from base 121 to 342 and encodes 73 amino acids. Lineage: Eukaryota; Metazoa; Arthropoda; Insecta; Diptera; Drosophilidae.
AUAUCAGGACCUGGGAGGAGUUGACAAAACAGUUCGAAUCACAUAUCUAUAAAAACAUAUGCAUUCUAACAGUAGUAAAUUUUUAGUUGUGACGAACAUUUAUUACACAAGUUCGUUAAAAUGAGCGAUACGCCUAAGAAUUUGCAAGUCAAUCCGUAUUUCGUAUUUCUCGCCCAGUUUCGUGAAAAUCUCAAAUCACGGGGCUUGACGAACAUUAAAGCCACAACUGUGGCUCAAAUGGCUGGUAAGAAGUGGCGACAAAUGAGCGACGCUCAGAAAGCCAUAUACAGUGGGAUUGCACAAAGGAAUCGUGAAACACGUUCGCGUGGCUACAGCGUUUAAGCAUAAAUCUAAAAAAAAUGUUACACAGAGACAAUUCAAAAUUAUAUUGUUGGCGCGUCUAUUUCGGCACAGUAAUCGUUUUUAGCCAAUCGAUGACAAAAAAAGCAUGUUUAUCAACACUACCCAAAGGCGACAACACAUUUUCCAUAUAGUAAUCCAUUUGCAUGAAAUUAAAAUGAGUUCCGGAUUUGUUACUGAAUCCGAGGCAGCAGAAGCACGCCAACGUCGCCAGGAAGAAUGGGAACGCGUACGGCAGCCCGAGGAUCCUAUGGAGAGACCCGAGGAACCGUACGACGGACGCUCGCUAUACGACCGCUUAAAAGAGCAGAAAACAAAAAAGGAUAUGGAAUUUGAAGAAGCGCACAAGCUGA